Temnothorax curvispinosus is the source of this 967-nucleotide messenger RNA. It is a transcript of the gene Phf5a, whose product is annotated as PHD finger-like domain-containing protein 5A. NCBI's taxonomy places the organism in Eukaryota, Metazoa, Arthropoda, Insecta, Hymenoptera, Formicidae. The transcript is spliced from 3 exons. The record is from RefSeq and is a predicted model, not a curated record. Gene Ontology annotation, cellular component: U12-type spliceosomal complex; precatalytic spliceosome; U2 snRNP. Gene Ontology annotation, biological process: mRNA splicing, via spliceosome. The coding region runs from base 135 to 467 and encodes 110 amino acids.
GUAAUGUGCACCAUAGGCUUCUCUCUGCCGUCUGCAUAACGGAGUCGAAAUCGUUAGACAAUCGUUUAGACGUCAAUGUAAUCGUCUUCCAAGUCUUCGGUCGUUUCAAGAGCGAAUAACGACAUUCGGCAGGCAUGGCCAAGCAUCAUCCGGACUUGAUCUUCUGUCGCAAGCAACCGGGAGUCGCUAUCGGUCGGCUGUGCGAGAAAUGCGACGGCAAAUGCGUCAUCUGUGACUCCUACGUGAGGCCGUGCACCCUGGUUAGGAUAUGCGACGAGUGCAAUUACGGUUCCUAUCAGGGACGUUGCGUGAUAUGCGGCGGUCCCGGCGUGUCGGACGCGUACUACUGUAAAGAGUGCACGAUACAGGAAAAAGACAGAGACGGCUGUCCCAAGAUAGUCAACUUGGGAAGCUCCAAGACGGAUCUUUUCUACGAGAGGAAGAAAUACGGAUUCAAAAGAAGAUAAUUACACUUUUUUUACAUAGAACUUUUCCCUAAAUGUAACGUUACGAGAGCAUCAGGUAAUUUAUUAUUUUUAUAAAAGUAUCACAUUACGGCGGCGACACGAUUUCAUUUCGUAAUAUUAUUAGGCAGACGAUUGUGGACACCUUAAUUUUAUAUUUCAAACGUUUUCUUUGGAUACAUUGAAAGCAAUAUAAUAUUCUGACAUAAAAUGUUCUGUAAAAAUAAACAUUCAAUUUGUUACACGACAUACUUCAUUGUACAGUUCUUGCUCUGUAAAUUAUUUCUGAAAACGUAAUAAUUAAAAACGUUAAAAUAGGCGAACACACAGUAAAUUUUUCCAAAGUAAACUUCGCCAAGAUGGAAGAUAAAAUAAAUCUUCGUCGCACAUUUUGUACAAAGUCAAUCGAAGCUAUGAACGUAAGGUACGGUCUAUGUAAUGCAAAAUCGCGGUAUAUAAUAAUAUAAAAAUACGAGCAAACACAUCCAGUCUCUAAAAAAAAA